Ipomoea triloba (trilobed morning glory) is the source of this 1314-nucleotide messenger RNA. RefSeq lists its product as uncharacterized. The transcript has a single exon. Bases 1 to 1314 code for a protein of 437 amino acids. Lineage: Eukaryota; Viridiplantae; Streptophyta; Magnoliopsida; Solanales; Convolvulaceae. The record is from RefSeq and is a predicted model, not a curated record. Gene Ontology annotation, molecular function: zinc ion binding; nucleic acid binding.
AUGCUAGAGAUGAUACCGAAAGAUAAGUCCUUGCUGACAAAAGAGGAAAGAACUCGUGCGAACCUUGACAACAUCGCCAAAGAUAUAUUAUACAAGGCUCUGGAUGAGUCACUAUUCCCUCGGGUGAGAAAAUGCAAAUCGGCUAAGGAUAUCUGGGACACACUUAUGCAAAUAGGAGAAGGUGACGAGCAAGAAAAGGAAAACAAGCUGACUAUUGCCAUGAAAAGAUUCGAGGAUUUCAAACUUGGCACAAAAGAAUCCAUAUCUGACAUGGAAGCUCGCUUUAUGAAACUGCUAAUGGACAUCCGAGACCUUGAUGAAGAGAAGCUCUCACAAAAGGAGAUAAACUUAAAAAUUCUCCGUGGACUGCCGAAGAAUUGGGAGAUGAAAGUUGUUGCAAUGCGUGACCACCGAGACUUGAAAACAACGAGCACUACUCAGAUCUUCAGUGACUUAAAGGCUUAUGAAUUCGAGAAAGAAGCAUUAACUGAGGAAGAACCUGAGGCGAGAAAUGUAGCUCUAGUUGCAAGCCAGCAACUAUCAUCGUCAACCGUAAAGUCAAACUCUAAUCCAUCUGAUUUAUUCACUAACGAUCAAUUUUCUUUGUUUAUGAGGAAGUUCAAGAGAUUUAUGAGGAAAAACCAAACUCAUGACAAUUCAGGCAAGUCAAGAACAUCGAAGCAUAGAAAUGCUGACAAGCCCAGUGGAUCGAAAACACGUGAUACCGAAGAAGUACAGAUGCUAUGCUAUAACUGCCGUAAGCCUAGACAUUUCAAAGCUGAAUGUCCUUAUCCUAUUGUCAAGAAACAUCAAGAAGAAUACGGCAACUACAGGAAGAAUUCGGGAAACUACAACAACCCGAAGAAUACAUCAAAUGAUGCAAAUGAUCAACCUAGCAACUACUUUGGGAACAACCAGAAGAGUGAGAGACGAAGGAAGGCUCUAGCUGUGGAAGAGAAACCGGAAGAAAAGACUGACGAGCCAUGCACAUCAAGCUCCAGCUCAGAAAGUGAUAGUUCGGAAGAUGAAAAGGGACUCCUGUGUCUCUUCAGUCAAGAGGAAUCGGACGAAGAACUAUGUCUUAUGGCAAAAGAAGACGAGGUAACCUCUCAAAACCACUCAUCUAAUUACAGCUCUGAGUCUAGCUAUCAUGAGAAUCCUAGGGAAGCAUUCGAAAGAACGAUGAAGGAAUUUGAUGAUGUUAGAUAUACACAUUUCAAACUUAAGGAAGAGAAUGCUCAGCUAUUGGCAGAAAGACAAGAUCUCGAGGACUUAAAGUCCAAAAAUGCUGAGAUGCUUGAGUCUAUAAGCUAG